CUUCCCUUCUUGUUUUUUUCAUCACCAUAUAUUCUGUGUUUAGUAUAAACAAUGUCUUUAAGAACAGGUUCAUUAUUACAACAACAAUUGCGACACGGUCAACUUCGCUGUCAACGUACCUAUGCCACUGCCAGCAAGAAAACACAUCCUCCUAGACGGACUUAUCUUCAUCAACAAUACGAAUCACUUGUCAAAGACAACCGAGCUCUUUUUGUCUUCCAACACAACAAUCUGACAGUCAAGGAAUUCACACAACUUCGUCAAGAACUAACCUCAGCCAAUGGACCUUCGAAAUUGACAGUGUUACGAUCGGGUAUUAUGGGAUCUGUCUUGCGUUCGACUGAAUUUGCCAACUUGGAACCUUUGGUAGAAGGUCCCACCUGUGUUUUGACGACCAAUGCUGCUGAUGCCGAUUAUCCUGACCUGUUAAAAUCAGUCACUGGAAUAUUAACCAAAAACAAAAAGAUGGUAUUGCUUGGAGGGAAAUUGGACAAGGCGUUAUUGACUCAAACAGAUAUCAACAAGAUCGUGGCGUUACCUGGCUUGGAUCAAUUGCGUGCUGAAUUAUUGGGUACCAUCGAAUCUCCUGCUCGACAAUUAUUACGUACUCUGGAAGCUCCUGCCAACGAAGUCCAUAGUAUCUUGGACCGACGCAUCUAGUUAAAAAGUGUUUUGUAGUUUUAUAGAUCAUGCAUUUGAUAGAUAUUAGUCAUUUUGUAGUAUAGAAAUUAGUUUCAUUUUAGUAUAUCUUGUUUUUUUAAAAAAAAAAAUAAAA
Molecule: messenger RNA, 775 nt
Organism: Halteromyces radiatus
Lineage: Eukaryota; Fungi; Mucoromycota; Mucoromycetes; Mucorales; Cunninghamellaceae
Exons: 3
Coding region: 52-660 (202 amino acids)
Biological process (GO): translation
Cellular component (GO): mitochondrial large ribosomal subunit
Molecular function (GO): structural constituent of ribosome
Source: RefSeq, a predicted model, not a curated record